Molecule: messenger RNA, 1476 nt
Organism: Punica granatum (pomegranate)
Lineage: Eukaryota; Viridiplantae; Streptophyta; Magnoliopsida; Myrtales; Lythraceae
Source: the annotation of a RefSeq genome assembly
AUGGAAAAAUGGUGGUUCAAUUCGAUGUUGUCUAAGGGGAAAUUAGAAUACAGGCGUGGCCUAAGUAAAUCAAGCGAUAGGCUUGGUCCUAUUGAAAAUACCAGUCUAAGUGAAGAUGCGGUUAUAAAUGAUACGAUUCAUAGUUGGAGUGCUAGUUCUAAUUACAGUAAUGGUGAUCCUUUAGUAGGUGUCAGGGACAUUCGGAAUUUUAUCUCUGAUGACACCUUUUUAGUUAGAGAUAGUAAUAGGGAUAUUUAUUCCAUAUAUUUUGAUAUUCAAAAUCAAAUUUUUGAGAUUGACAAUGAUCCUUCUUUACUGAGUGAACUAGAAAGUUCUUUUUUUAGUUUUCGUAAUUAUAGUUAUCUGAAGAAUGCAUCUAAGAAUAAUGAUUCCCACUAUGAUCGUUACAUGUAUGAUACUAAAUAUAGUUGGAAUAAUCACAUUAAUAGUUGCAUUGACUCUUAUCUUCGUUCUCAAAUCUGUAUUGAGAGUUCCAUUUUAAGUGGUAGUCACAAUUACAGUGACAGUUACAUUUAUAAUUACAUUUGUGGUGAAAGUGGAAAUAGUAAUGAAAAGAGGAGCUCCAAUAUAAGAACUGUCAGGAAUACUAUUGAUUUCAAUAUAAGAGAAAAUUCGACUAAUUUCGAUUUGAUUCAAAAAUAUAGGCAUUUGUGGGUUCAAUGCGAAAAUUGUUAUGGAUUAAAUUAUAAGAAAUUUUUUAAGUCAAAAAUGAAUAUUUGUGAACAAUGUGGAUAUCAUUUGAAAAUGAGUAGUUCAGAUCGAAUCGAACUUUCGAUUGAUCCAGGUACUUGGGAUCCUAUGGAUGAAGACAUGGUUUCUCUGGAUCCUAUUGAAUUUCAUUCGGAAGAAGAACCUUAUAAAGAUCGUAUUGAUUCUUAUCAAAGAAACACGGGAUUAACCGAAGCUGUUCAAACAGGUACAGGUCGACUAAAUGGUAUUCCCAUAGCAAUUGGAGUUAUGGAUUUUCAGUUUAUGGGGGGUAGUAUGGGAUCCGUAGUAGGCGAGAAAAUCACCCGCUUGAUCGAGUAUGCUACCAAUCAAUUUUUACCUCUUAUUCUAGUGUGUGCUUCCGGAGGAGCACGUAUGCAAGAAGGAAGUUUGAGCUUGAUGCAAAUGGCUAAAAUAUCUGCUGCUUUAUAUGAUUAUCAAUCAAAUAAAAAGUUAUUCUAUGUAUCUAUCCUUACAUCUCCUACUACUGGUGGGGUGACGGCUAGUUUUGGGAUGUUGGGGGAUAUCAUUAUUGCCGAACCUAAUGCCUACAUUGCAUUCGCUGGUAAAAGAGUAAUUGAACAAACAUUGAAUAAGACAGUACCUGAAGGUUCACAAGCGGCUGAAUAUUUAUUCCAUAAGGGCUUAUUCGAUCCAAUCGUACCACGUAAUCCUUUAAAGGGUGUUUUGAGUGAGUUAUUGAAGCUUCACGCUUUUUUUCCUUUGAAUUCAAAUUCCAUUAAGUAG